AACACCACCCAAUCAGAAAUCACAUUUUCCUCAUUCCUCGUUGCUUGUGCCUGCCCAUGGCGUCUGUUCUUCAAUCCGCGGCCAUUCCGCGCUCUCAUCCUCAAUCGCUCCCCCAAUUUUCUACACCAUAUUCUUCUUCAACCGCUGCAAUUUGCAGACCUCAGCUUUUCCGCCGCCGCCGCAGCAGCAGAAACUCUAAUUUCAAAGGAGGCAUUGACUGUCGGUCGUCUGCCGGUGGAGUUGAAUAUAUUCAACCUUCCGGGAGCAAUAAAGCGUCCACUGAUGAAUACAUUUCAUCGCUUAAGCUCAAAUUGUUGAGUGCGGUUUCCGGAUUAAAUAGAGGUCUUGCGGCAACUGAAAAUGAUCUUCGGAAUGCUGAUGCUGCAGCAAAGGAGCUGGAAUCAGCCGGAGGUUUUGUAGAUCUAUCACUUGAGCUUGAUAAACUACAAGGCAGGUGGAAGUUGAUAUACAGUAGCGCAUUCUCAUCACGCACUCUUGGAGGUAGCCGUCCCGGACCACCCACUGGAAGGCUCCUUCCCAUAACCCUCGGACAGGUGUUUCAAAGGAUUGAUGUCUUUAGCAAGGACUUCGACAACAUUGUUGAGCUCGAAUUGGGUGCCCCGUGGCCUUUACCCUCCGCAGAAGUCACUGCCACAUUAGCUCACAAAUUUGAACUUAUAGGGACUAGCAAUAUCAAGAUAACAUUUGAGAAAACGACUGUGAAACCUACUGGAAACUUGCAGCAGCUACCCCCACUGGAUGUGCCGCGGAUACCAGACUUUUUAAGAUCGCAAUCCAACACAGGAAGUGGCGAAUUCGAGGUUACAUACGUAGACUCGGAUUUGCGAGUGACUCGAGGAGAUAGGGGAGAGCUUAGGGUGUUUGUCAUCUCCUGAGAAAAAUUCAGCAGUCCUACUGGUUUCUGUAAGUUAAUUUUCCUUUGCUUCACGUCAGAUUUCUUACAUAUACAAGUGAUGAUUUAUUGUUUGAUCUCUCUGUGCAUAUAUCUGUGUAUAUAUAUAUAUAAUAAGUACUGCUCUUUGAAACAAAAUCUUUCGGGUGUGUUUCUUUGGGUUUGGUUUGAGAAAAUUUAAUUUGGGUUUGGUAUUAAAUUAUAAUUUCAGCGCAUUAUAACGAUAUACACAAACAUAUAUGUGAUUGCUAUUGAAACAACAUGAAUUGUGUAUAUCUCCAGUAUAUUAUGUUUGUAUUAUAUUAAUAUAAGUUGUGUAUUUA
Messenger RNA from Andrographis paniculata, 1236 nucleotides. Its product is annotated as plastid-lipid-associated protein 6, chloroplastic. The coding region runs from base 57 to 896 and encodes 279 amino acids. The transcript has 4 exons. The record is from RefSeq and is a predicted model, not a curated record. NCBI's taxonomy places the organism in Eukaryota, Viridiplantae, Streptophyta, Magnoliopsida, Lamiales, Acanthaceae.